CGCCUGGUGCUCCAGUACACUCAGGCAGGUCUUGGGCUCACUGACUGCAGAGCGCCUGGAGAGCCCGCGCCCAGAGGUCCUUUAAGGAAGGCCCCGCCCCCUCGCCGCCUGGUCCGCCCCAUCCGCCGCCAUGAUCUGCCUGGUGUUGACCAUCUUCGCUAACCUCUUUCCUGCAGCCUACAGCGGCGUAAACGAGCGCACGUUCUUGGCAGUGAAGCCCGACGGCGUGCAGCGGCGGCUGGUGGGCGAGAUCGUGCUUCGCUUUGAGAGGAAGGGCUUCAAGCUGGUGGCACUGAAGCUAGUGCAGGCCUCCGAAGAGCUACUGCGGGAGCAUUAUGCCGAGCUACGCGGGAGACCCUUCUACAGCCGACUAGUUAAAUACAUGAGCUCUGGUCCCGUGGUGGCCAUGGUGUGGCAAGGGCUGGAUGUCGUACGUGCUUCGCGGGCCCUCAUAGGGGCCACUGACCCAGGGGACGCCAUGCCCGGCACGAUCCGUGGGGAUUUCUGCGUGGAGGUUGGCAAGAAUGUGAUUCAUGGCAGUGACUCGGUGGAAAGCGCUCACAGAGAGAUCGCUCUUUGGUUCCGUGAUGAUGAGCUCCUGUGCUGGGAGGACAGCGCUGGGCACUGGCUGUAUGAGUAGAUGUUACUGAACUCAGCAAUACCGACCUGGAGGUUGUUGAUCGGUGAUCCUCACAGAGCUCAGCAGCAGUGACAGUGCUGUGUGGGUGCAGGACCACCCACCCCAGUCUGUCCGGGGAUAGCCACGCCCACGUCCCUCCCCGUUAUUUCUUUUCAUAAUAAACUGCAGAAAAUGAAAACCCUUGUGCGCUUGUGCAGUUUCAAGACAAAACUAGUGUUAAGACAUUUAUUACAUACAGAGCAGAUAUGUGAGUUCACUUGCAAGGCCAAAGCCUGAGGAGAGUUGCACUGGCCCCUUCCUCCAGUUGCACCCACCCAGCUAACCCCAGUAGUCACUUCACACUCCUGUGGGAACAGACAAGGGACAUACAUCACAGUGGAGAGGUGGCAGGGUGGUGGGGAGAAGCCUGCAGCUGCACAUUGCUGCAGCUUGUUGUGGCCAGAUGGGCUCAGAGGCAGCGCCCCUGGAUCUGUGCUUCUCUGGUGGGGAGAGGGCAGUAGAGACCAACUGACUCUAACUAGUGCCCCCUGGAAGAGUAAGGCCAGGGCCAGGGCCAGGGCAGCACCUGUUUCCAUACACUUGCUUAGAAUUGUGCCCAUCCUGGCCAGUCCUCAGCUCUUCUGGCCUCUGUCUGGCAGCCUCUUGUCAGUUGCUCUCCAAGGGAACAGGCCACAGCUGGCAACCCUAGGCACUUAGUACGUGUCUGGGAGCUAGGCUCCUUGGAGCCCUGUGCAGAAGGCAGGCCCUGGGAGCACACCAUCUUCCAUUAACCUGAGGCUGAGCCCACAUCCUAGGACUGACUGGGGAGACCUGGGCCACCCUUCUUCCUGAGGCCUGUGCCUGCCCUGGCAGCCUGAGAAAUUCUACCCUUGGGGCUUCUGGGAGGGGCGGGGCACUAGGGUCUUGCUCCUCCAAAGGUCAAUCUUGUGCCCAGGAAGAGCCAAGGGGACACUGGUCUGUGAGGGGCUAGACAAUCUUGGGCUCCCUUGAGUUAAUGGGUAUUUGUCAUCCUUUGAAGCAGCUGCCCCAGGGAGGCUGGCCCUGAGCUUUCAUGCCAGGUUCCCAGGUAAGACCCAGGCUGGGGGCCAAGGGAAUGUCAGUUUGGAGAUGGGGAAAGUCCAGAGAAGGCUGGCUGAGGUGCAGGAAUCUUAGCCUUAACCUUGCUUCUGGGCAGAGGAUGGUGCUAGGCCUGGGUCCCUCAGGGAGAGCAAGGGUUUGGGAAUCAAGAAUCCCUUCCUCAGGGCUGCAUGCAAAGCAAGUAAACUUGGGGAAGACUCGGCAGUAUGAGGCUCUUGCUCCUGCCAGGACUGGUGAGACCUGAGUGGAGCCAGGGCCACCUGUGGGGGCUGCCCAUAGCCAUUUUGGUCCUGCCUUGCCCUGAGGGCCCCUUGGGACGUCAUAUUGGGCUGGGUGUUGGCUAGGGCCAGGAACUGCUGGAGAGAGGGUGUCCAGAGGCUUUCUCCUCCCUGAUA
This is a messenger RNA of Acomys russatus (golden spiny mouse), 2112 nucleotides long. RefSeq names its product NME/NM23 nucleoside diphosphate kinase 3 (gene Nme3). The record is from RefSeq and is a predicted model, not a curated record. Gene Ontology annotation, biological process: UTP biosynthetic process; GTP biosynthetic process; CTP biosynthetic process. The coding region runs from base 131 to 640 and encodes 169 amino acids. Lineage: Eukaryota; Metazoa; Chordata; Mammalia; Rodentia; Muridae. The transcript is spliced from 5 exons. Gene Ontology annotation, molecular function: nucleoside diphosphate kinase activity.